CUGUCUACUGGCUGAGCUAAACAAUGUUGCAGAACUCUUUUUUAGACAUCUAUAAAUAUAAGAAGCCCCAGAAGAAGAAGCACAAACUGAGUAUUUCAAAAUAUGAAAAUUAUGGAAAAACAAAUCCGGAGUUCGUUCUCUUCUAACCGGGACUGUUUCGACAUGUGGCACGACUACAUGAACCUGGGCAGGCUGCUGGAGAGGCUGUGUGCAAACCAAGAGGAGGGCCACAGAGGCACCGAGGGGCCACAGACAGACAGAGUAGCACCGUGUCGGCAGGAGGAGUGCACGAGCCCGACAGGGACUGGUUCAGUCAGCAGCCUGUCGGACACGAGCUGCGGCGGCGGGACUUCCUCCACGGAUUACUGCCGCUUCUGCAAGCAGAACGGAGAGACUGUACGUGUUUACCGCUCCCACAGACUGAAGGCGGAGGAUGGCAAAGUCAGCUGCCCCAUCCUCCGGAGCUACACGUGCCCAAUUUGUGAGGCAACCGGGGACCACGCGCACACACGCCGCUACUGCCCGCGCGCGCAGGGGAAAGAGGCACUGCGGAUCAGAGAGUUCCGCUUCUGGUAACCAACUAAGAGACUGAGGACGAGUCUGUAUAUAAUUACCAUGUGUUCAUGUUUACAUAGACUUUGUUUUCUGGGUUCUCAAAGUGUACACACACUGUUAUAAGAUAAAUGUUGUGCGUUGUGUUGGCGUUAAAAGGAUGUAGGUUACAAAGGUGUCGAGAUUCUACUGCAGAUUUAAUUAACCUAGUUUUGAUCCCCAUCUCUCAAACGUUAAAAAACACAAAUGUCCAAAAAAAAAACUGUUAAAACAUUUUUUUUUUGGAACUGGCUUCUGUUAUAUGCUGUAACUAUCAACAA
Labrus mixtus (cuckoo wrasse) is the source of this 872-nucleotide messenger RNA. RefSeq names its product nanos homolog 2 (gene nanos2). Gene Ontology annotation, biological process: oogenesis; negative regulation of translation. Lineage: Eukaryota; Metazoa; Chordata; Actinopteri; Labriformes; Labridae. Gene Ontology annotation, cellular component: perinuclear region of cytoplasm. The transcript has a single exon. Bases 103 to 576 code for a protein of 157 amino acids. Gene Ontology annotation, molecular function: mRNA binding; zinc ion binding. The record is from RefSeq and is a predicted model, not a curated record.